Messenger RNA from Penicillium cataractarum, 342 nucleotides. RefSeq lists its product as uncharacterized. The record is from RefSeq and is a predicted model, not a curated record. The transcript has a single exon. The coding region runs from base 1 to 342 and encodes 113 amino acids. NCBI's taxonomy places the organism in Eukaryota, Fungi, Ascomycota, Eurotiomycetes, Eurotiales, Aspergillaceae.
AUGACCGAUCCAUGUUUAUUCCACGCCACCCUGUAUAUAUCCUCUGCGCAUAUUGACACUCUCCGCGAAGCAAGUGCGGGAAUCAGGACGACCCCCAGCCCGGCCACUCUGUACCAUCAUACCAAGACCAUUGCUGCCGUUAAUUCCCGAGUCGCUGCUGGCGACAUCCCCAGCGAUGCAACUAUUGGUGCGGUCCUACUGCUGAUUCUUUCAGCAUCAAUCCAGGGUGAGAGUCACGCCGCAGAUGUUCACAACAUGGGGCUUCUCCAAAUGGUUUCCAUGCGGGGUGGAUUAGAAUCGCUCGGAUUUGAUGGAAUUCUUGCGAGUAUGAUUCAGAUGUAA